UGAAUGUGACUCUGGAUCCAGACACGGCUCAUCCCAAACUCGUCCUGUCUGAGGAUCGGAAAAGUGUGAGAUACGGGGACACGCGGCAAGAUCGGCCUGACAAGCCUGAGAGAUUUGAUACUUGCCUCUGUGUGCUGGGUGCCGAGGGCUUUGCAGGUGGGAAGCGUUACUGGGAGGUGGAGGUGGGAGACAAGACUGCCUGGGACAUGGGGGUUUGCAGGGAAUCUGUGCACAGGAAGGGGAAGGUAGCAUUUACACCUGAUGACUACUGGAGACUCACACUGAGGGAUGGGGAAUACAAGGCCCUCAUCUCCCCUUCUACUACCAUCCCUGUAAGCACCAGGCCCAGCCGGGUGGGGAUUUUCCUGGACUACCAGGCAGGUAAGGUCUCAUUUUACAAUGUGACUGACAGGUCCCAUCUCUUCACCUUCACUGACAUCUUCUCCGGGAUGCUCCGCCCAUAUUUCAGUCCCUGUAACAACACUGAGGGUACAAAUGUGGCUCCCCUGACAAUCUGCCCUGCCCCAGCCCAGGAGGGAGGGAAUCUCAAUAAGGUGGAAUGAGGUUGUCUGUUCCAGCUGCCCUGGCUCAUGUUACAACAGGGGCUGCACCAUGUGGGAUCAGUGGGAGAUGCUCUUAUGUCACUGCCUUUGCUCUCGCUGCUGGGAUAGAGCACCAUGGGCAACUGCAGAGUGAUCUGCAGUCAGUUUGGUGGGUCUUCACUAAACCUGUUAUAUCCAUCUCCGGGAUAGAUUUAAUUAAUUUCAGUGCAUGGAUAUGGGCUGCUGGGUAGAUGGAGCCAGUGAUCCCUGCAGCUCAGACUGUUUCCUCCUAGCACUGACUCCAGGCAUGUUCCCAUGGGGAUAGUGCCAAAGGCAUGGUCUGCCUUCCCUUCGCACCUUUCCCUCCCAGUCUCCAGCCUCAGGCCUGUGAGUUGGGAGAGGGGGAGAGAAUGAAGUAAGGGGUGAAGGCUACUGGAGUGUGGGGUGCAGAGACAGUAUGGGGUGAUGGCUGCUGGGGUGGAGUCAGCUGGCUGUGGGGGCAGCAGGUUGCAAGCUAGGGGGGCAGGAAUAGAAGGUGCAGGGUUUCUGGGGCAGAGGACUUGAAGCUGCUGAGAUGUGGCGUGCAGGGAGAAGAUGUGUAAAUGCAAUGCGGGGCUAGCUGCUGUGGCCAGGUGUGGGGAAGGAACAGCAGCCAGAAGAGCAGAGCUGAGAUGACGGAGGUGGAGGGGACUAAUCAAGGGGGGAGGGAGAGAGGCCCCAAGAAGGAAGAGACCCUGACAGAAAUUACAACUGCCCGCCUUUGUCAUGUAAACAGACAUAUCCCAAAAUAGCUACCCGGCAUCUUAACAAAGCCACCCGUUAUUUUGAAAUAUUUUUCAAAAUAACAGAUGCGCUAUUUUAGCAGCUCCGCAAACCUCACUCCACAAGGGUUAAGGGAUGUCUUGAAAUACCAUAUUAUUUCAAAUUUUGGUGCUGUGUAGAAGUGCCAAAUUUCAAAGUAUGCUAUUUUAAAAUACAA
Pelodiscus sinensis (Chinese soft-shelled turtle) is the source of this 1521-nucleotide messenger RNA. The record is from RefSeq and is a predicted model, not a curated record. NCBI's taxonomy places the organism in Eukaryota, Metazoa, Chordata, Testudines, Trionychidae.